Molecule: messenger RNA, 915 nt
Organism: Ogataea haglerorum
Lineage: Eukaryota; Fungi; Ascomycota; Pichiomycetes; Pichiales; Pichiaceae
Exons: 1
Coding region: 1-915 (304 amino acids)
Biological process (GO): NAD+ biosynthetic process; quinolinate catabolic process
Cellular component (GO): cytoplasm
Molecular function (GO): nicotinate-nucleotide diphosphorylase (carboxylating) activity
Source: RefSeq, a predicted model, not a curated record
AUGACGACGUACAGAAAUCCAAAUCCUAAAUUUGAGCAUACUCUUCCUUUAUCUACAAAAUGGAAACACCAGAUUACUGAGUGGUUACAGGAAGAUAUUCCUUCUUUUGACUAUGGUGGGUAUGUGGUUGGAGACAAUGUUCAGACAGCAACCCUCUUCUGUAAAAGUGACGGAAUUCUCUGUGGAAUCCCUUUUGCAACUGAGGUAUUUCGUCAAUGCGGACUCAGCCAUGAGUGGCAUGUAGAUGAGGGUACAUUUUUAAGGCCCUCAGAAACUGAGAGUGGGAAGAUAAAAGCGUGCACAGUUAAAGGCCCUGUGAAAAAUAUCUUGAUUGCGGAACGGCUGUCUCUCAAUAUCAUUUGCAGGUUGAGUGGUAUAGCUACUCAGUCACACCUUACUAUUAAAACAGCCAGAGAAGCCGGUUAUACAGGAAUCAUUGCUGGGACCAGGAAAACUACACCAGGGCUUAGAUUGCUUGAAAAAUAUGCGAUGCUUGUAGGAGGUGUGGAUCCUCACAGGUAUGAUUUAUCAUCUAUGGUGAUGCUCAAAGAUAAUCAUAUUUGGGCAACAGGAUCAAUUAGACAGGCUGUCAAAAAUGCAAAGGCAGUGGCUGGCUUUAGUACUAAAGUAGAAGUCGAAGUUCAAAACGAAAGGGAAGCAGAAGAAGCUAUUGACGCAGGAGCCGACAUAAUCAUGCUUGAUAAUUUCAAUGGGCCUGAACUCCAAACUGUCUCUCAAUCUCUGAAACAAAAGUGGUCAGGUAAGCGCGAGUUUUUGCUUGAGUGCAGCGGAGGUUUAACUUUGGAAAACAUUUCUGAAUUCCUGAGCAAUGAUAUCGAUAUAUACUCUACAUCUUCCGUGCACCAAGGAUGUUCAAUCGUUGACUUUAGUUUGAAGCUUGAUAAAACUAACUAA